This is a messenger RNA of Nelumbo nucifera (sacred lotus), 1115 nucleotides long. RefSeq names its product Ribosomal L5P family protein. The record is from RefSeq and is a predicted model, not a curated record. Gene Ontology annotation, biological process: translation. Lineage: Eukaryota; Viridiplantae; Streptophyta; Magnoliopsida; Proteales; Nelumbonaceae. Gene Ontology annotation, cellular component: ribosome. Gene Ontology annotation, molecular function: structural constituent of ribosome.
CAGAGUGGUAUUUUGGUGCUUAUAUCAAAGGACAGGGGUAUUUUUGUUUCUCGGUUGAAUGCCUCAAAGCCUUGUAACGGGAUUGUAUCAUCGUAGUUCGAGACUGGAUAGAUAGGGGAGGAAGAACAAAGCUAUCCUCAUGGCGUCCACUGCGUUUCUACAAUCUUCAUCUUCUUCGUUUCAUGGCCAAUUUCCAGUCGUUUCUGUCUCUAAUGCUACUAGAAUUCUGUCGGGAAGAUCUACAAAUGGAUGUCGGUUGACAGUGAAAGCUAGUACAGGUAUCGUUUUGGUUGAUAAAUCUGAAGCAGAGACGGCUCAUCGUCUGAAGACGAAUUAUUUGGAGAAAAUCGCUCCUUUGCUGAAGGACGAGUUCUCUUACAAAAACAUCCACGAGAUUCCCAAGAUUGAGAAGGUUGUGGUGAAUUGCGGUAUUGGAGAUGCUGCACAAAAUUCGAAGGGUUUGGAAGCAGCAUUGAAGGAUUUGGCGGUCAUUACCGGUCAGAGACCUGUAAAGACACGAGCAAGGAAUUCUAUUGCGACCUUCAAACUCAGGGAAGGCCAACCAAUUGGUAUUGCCGUCACACUGAGAGGAAAUAUCAUGUAUUCGUUUCUGGAUCGGCUUAUAAACUUGGGGCUUCCUAGGACAAGGGAUUUUCAAGGAGUAAAUCCCAACAGCUUUGAUGGGCAUGGAAAUUAUAGCAUUGGGAUUCGUGAUCAGAGUGUGUUCCCGGAAAUCAGGUUUGAUGGCCUUGGUAAGCCAAAGGGAAUGGAUGUCUGCAUAACCACCACAGCUAAAACAGACAAGGAAGCUCAGAGGCUACUCUCUCUGAUGGGAAUGCCAUUUAGAGAGGGAGGAGGUCCGACGACGGUGAUGCGCAAGAAGAAGUUGAAGGCACAUCACUUUGACUCGAAAUCUAAGGGACGAAGAUAGUUGAUGAUCUCUGGGUAGAUACGUUUGCCUUGUACUUUUUCUUCUGUCAUUGCCGAUCCCUUCACUGUUUUUAUUUUUUUUUAUUUUUAAUUUUUAUGGUGUUAGUUUUGCCAACAACAACGAGAUUGAACGGAAAUGAUUCUAGGUAAAUUGUGAUAAGCUCUGAAAUUUGAUGUGUUUUUCA